Molecule: messenger RNA, 1263 nt
Organism: Hansenula anomala
Lineage: Eukaryota; Fungi; Ascomycota; Saccharomycetes; Phaffomycetales; Wickerhamomycetaceae
Exons: 1
Coding region: 1-1263 (420 amino acids)
Biological process (GO): transmembrane transport
Cellular component (GO): fungal-type vacuole membrane
Molecular function (GO): transmembrane transporter activity
Source: RefSeq, a predicted model, not a curated record
AUGUUUGCAAAUGAUUCAAUCGAUGACUUCCCAGAAGGUGGACUGAAAGCUUAUUUAGCAGUCUUGGGAUGUUGCUUUGGAUUAGUUCCAUGUUUUGGUAUAUUAAACUCAUUAGGUGCUAUUGAAACUUAUAUCUCUGAAAAUCAAUUGGCUAAUGUGGAAUCAUCAACUGUUUCUUGGAUUUUUUCAAUUUUUUUAUUUGUUAAUUUCACAAGUUGUAUCUUUUCAGGAACUUUUUUCGAUAGAAAUGGUGCUAAGAUUCCUUUAAUAGUUGGUGCUACUUUAUUAUGUGGUGGUCUUUUCGCUACAGCUAACUGUUCAAAAGUUUGGCAAUAUGUUUUAGCAUUUGGUGUACUUUGUGGAUUAGGAAAUGGUUUAACUUUAUCACCAUUAGUCAGUGUUGUUCCUCAUUAUUUCAACAGAAAGAGAGGAUUCUUCUCAAGUAUUGCUUCCACUGGUGGUAGUAUUGGUGGUAUUGUGUUCCCAAUCAUGCUGAGAAAGCUAUUUGAUCAGGUUGGUUAUGCUUGGACUAUAAGAAUUUUUUCAUUCGUGGUCAUGGCUUGUCAUAUUGUUGCAAUUGUAUUUGCUAGAGAAAGAUUACCACAUGUGAAAACUGAUAGAACAACCACACAAAAACUGAUGAGUUACACAAAAGCUUUUGAUAUCAGUUCUUUUAAAGAAUGGAAAUUCGUGUUUGUUGUCUUAGGUUGUACAUUUGCAGAAUUAUCAAUCACAACAACUUCAACUUUUUACACAUCUUAUACUAGAGCCCAAGGAGCUUCAAUGUCCACGGCAUAUUUGUUAACAACUGUUGUCAACAUUGCUGGUAUUCCAGGCCGUUGGUUAACUGGUUAUUUGGCUGAUCGUGUUGGUCGUUUCAAUGUUAUCAUUACAAUUUUAUUAUUUGCAGGUAUCAUCACUUUGAUUAUUUUGAUCCCAUUCGGUCAACAUGAAGGCGCCCUUUAUGCUUUCUCUACAGUUUGGGGGUUCUCUACCGGUUCAGUGUUUUCAUUAUUACCUGUUUGUUGUGGGCAAAUCUCCAAAACUGAAGACUUUGGUAAAAGAUACAGUACAAUGUAUUUUGUUGUUGCAUUUGGUACUUUGGCUAGUAUUCCAAUUGGUGGUGCGAUCAUUGAUGAUCGUAGCCCUGUUCACUUCAACAACUUUAUGAUCUAUUCUGCAAUUACUGCCAUUGCUGCCGCAGGAUUCUAUACUGUUGCAAGAAUUCUUUGUGUUGGUUCAAAGUUUACGAAAAAGUUUUAG